Messenger RNA from Spodoptera littoralis (African cotton leafworm), 2301 nucleotides. NCBI's taxonomy places the organism in Eukaryota, Metazoa, Arthropoda, Insecta, Lepidoptera, Noctuidae. The record is from the annotation of a GenBank genome assembly.
AUGUCAAAUUGCAUGGCGGUGCGUCGCUUUUUUGCUAAUCAUUGCCGUAUUACUACCAAAAUACCCGUAUUUACGCCGAAACAACAAAAAAUACUCAUUCGUGCUCAUUCUACAACAAAUUUUGUUACCAGCCAAAGAAUAUUGUGCGCGCGCGCAUCCACUUCAGCCCCGGAGAAAACAAUAAUGGCCUUCUCGUACCCGGAGGCGAGGAGGGAUGACAGCGUCAUCGAUGACUACCACGGCACUAAGAUUGCUGACCCUUACCGCUGGUUAGAAGACCCGGACUCUAACGAAACCAAAGAGUUUAUAGAUGCAGAGAACAGAAUCACAAGGCCAUACCUAGACGCCUGCCCUGUCAAGGGAAACAUCAACCAGAGACUAACAGAACUCUGGAACUACCCUAAAUACUCAUGUCCCUUCAGAAGGGGGAAUAGAUACUUUUUCUUCAAAAAUACUGGUCUACAGAAUCAAAAUGUCCUAUACGUACAAGAUAGCCUUGAUGGCGAGCCCCGGGUGUUCCUCGACCCUAACACGUUGUCUGAAGACGGCACCAUCGCACUCUCCGGCAGUCGGUUCACGGAGGAUGGCAACACCUUCGCGUACGGACUGUCAGCUAGCGGCUCCGAUUGGAUCACUAUACAUCUUAAAGAUGUUGCCACAGGUGAAGAUUACCCGGAAGUCUUAGAAAAAGUCAAAUUCGCGUCAAUGUCUUGGACGAAGGACAACAAGGGACUGUUCUAUUCCCGGUACCCAGACCAGGCGGGCAAGACUGACGGCUCGGAGACUGAAGUGAACCGCGACCAGAAGCUCUGCUACCACCGACUCAACACGCCGCAAGCUGAUGACGUCAUCGUCGUCGAGUUCCCCGAAGAACCUCUGUGGAGGAUCGGCGCGGAGGUGACUGACUGCGGCAAGUACCUGAUAGUGUCCCCGGUGAAGGACUGUCGCGACAACUUGUUGUUCUACGCAGACCUCACCAAGCAACCAGAGCUCAAUGGCAAGCUACACCUCACGCAGAUCGUGCACAAGUUCGAGGCCGACUAUGAGUACAUCACAAACGAAGGCUCCGUGUGCAUAUUCCGCACAAACAAGAAUGCACCAAACUACAGGCUCAUUAAGAUCGACCUACACAACCCCACCGAGAACAACUGGGAGACACUCAUACCUGAACACCCCAGCGACGUGUUGGAUUGGGCAUCGGCUGUGGACAACGACAAGUUGGUCAUUCACUACGUCAGAGAUGUAAAGAGUGUAUUACAACUGCACGACAUGAAGUCUGGCAAGUUACUGCAGACGUUCCCCCUCGACGUCGGCUCCGUCGUCGGGUUCUCCGGCAAGAAGGAGCAGUCAGAGAUAUUCUACCACUUCAUGUCAUUCCUCUCGCCCGGAGUCAUCUAUCACGUCAACUUUACUAAUCAGCCCUAUGUGCCUACGGUAUUCAGAGAAGUAAAGGUGAAAGGUUUCGACGCGUCGCAAUAUCAAGCAAAACAAAUAUUCUACACCAGCAAAGACGGCACUAAAGUUCCUAUGUUUAUUGUUUCUAAGAAGGGUCUACAACAAGACGGGUCAAACCCGGCCUUAAUCUACGGCUACGGCGGCUUCAACAUCAACAUCCAGCCCAGCUUCAGCGUCACGCGACUGGUGUUCAUGCAACACUUCAACGGAGUCGUCGCCAUACCCAACAUACGGGGCGGAGGAGAGUACGGAGAGAGGUGGCACAACGCUGGUCGUCUGUUAAACAAACAGAAUGUGUUCGAUGACUUCCAAGCGGCCGCGGAGUAUCUCAUCAAGGAGAAGUACACGAGGCCCUCACUCAUUACUAUACAGGGAGGGUCUAACGGGGGUCUGUUAGUGGCAGCCUGCAUCAACCAGAGGCCAGACCUUUAUGGCGCUGCCAUCGUACAGGUCGGAGUACUGGACAUGCUGAGAUUCCAGAAGUUCACAAUAGGGCACGCGUGGGUGUCAGACUACGGCAGCUCGGAUAACAAGACGCAGUUCGAAUACUUGCUCAGAUACUCGCCGCUACACAACAUACAGACGCCUACACGCGACAUCCAGUACCCGGCGACGUUAGUGCUGACGGCGGACCACGACGACCGCGUGGUGCCGCUGCACUCGCUGAAGUUCAUCGCCGCGCUGCAGCACGCCGCGCGACACACGCCGCAGGAACAUCCACUGCUCGCGCGCGUCGACACCAAGGCCGGCCAUGGCGGGGGGAAACCCACCGCUAAGAUUAUCGACGAGCACACCGACAUCCUGUGCUUCAUGAGCCAAGCGCUCGGACUUGAGUUCAUCAAGUGA